Boeremia exigua is the source of this 823-nucleotide messenger RNA. Its product is annotated as glycosyl hydrolase family 61-domain-containing protein. Lineage: Eukaryota; Fungi; Ascomycota; Dothideomycetes; Pleosporales; Didymellaceae. Bases 1 to 786 code for a protein of 261 amino acids. The transcript has 6 exons. The record is from RefSeq and is a predicted model, not a curated record.
AUGAAGGCUACUAUCGUCUUGGCCAGCGUUGCCACCUUUUCAGCUGGUGUAGCUGGACAUGCGACUUUCCAGCAGCUCUGGAUCAACGGUGGUACAUGCGCUCGUCUUCCAACUAGCAACAGCCCAAUCACAGAUGUGACAAGCACCAAUAUACGAUGCAACGCCAACCAAGGCUUCGCUGCAUCCAAGUGUAGCGUCGCUGCUGGCGGUACUGUGACAAUCGAGAUGCACCAGCAGCCGAACGAUCGAUCAUGCUCCAAUGAAGCUAUUGGCGGGGCACAUUACGGCCCUGUACUGGUCUAUUUGAGCAAAGUAUCGAACUCGGCUACCGCCGAUGGCUCGACUCCGUUUUUCAAAAUUUACCAAGACACCUGGGGCCAGAACACAGCUGGUUCUAGCGGUUCUGAUGAUUACUGGGGAACGAAGGAUCUUAACACACACUGCGGGAAAUUGGACGUGAAGGUGCCAACAGGGCUGGCUCCAGGUGACUACCUCUUGCGGGCUGAAGCAAUUGCACUGCACUCGGCUGGUGGCAGUGGUGGUGCUCAGUUCUACAUUACCUGCUACCAGCUCACCAUCACGGGAAGCGGCACGACCAACCCGACAGGUGUCAGCUUUCCCGGAGCCUACAAGGCGUCUGACCCGGGCAUUCUGAUCAACAUCUACCAGAAGCUUACUCAGUAUAUUUCACCGGGACCUGCUAUCAUCUCUGGAGGUACAGAAGCCGUGGCUGGUAAGGCAGGAUCAACGCUCGGAAAACGCUUCUCAGCGAGGCUCCGGUACUAGUCUCUUGUCGCUUGUCAAGCACAAGAACGAUGGGUGU